Anopheles darlingi is the source of this 2277-nucleotide messenger RNA. Its product is annotated as protein artichoke-like. The record is from RefSeq and is a predicted model, not a curated record. Lineage: Eukaryota; Metazoa; Arthropoda; Insecta; Diptera; Culicidae. Bases 1 to 2277 code for a protein of 758 amino acids. The transcript has a single exon. Gene Ontology annotation, molecular function: protein binding.
AUGCUUGAAUACAUCGAUAAGAAUCUGCUCUCGGAAUGUCGCCACCUAACGUUGGUCUCAUUCCAGAAAAAUAAGAUCGUGCAGAUUGAACCCGGUUCGUUCGACACAGUCAGCAGUGUGCUGGAGCAUAUUGACCUUAGUCACAACUAUCUGACCGACAUUUCAAACGUUCUGUCGAAUCUGAGCGCCCUCAGUGUCGUAGAUCUAUCGGAUAAUCGUCUACGUACGCUGCAAGAUGAUGCAUUCGAUGGCUCGGAGGCUUUAAUGUUGUUAAAUUUGGAUAAUAAUUUCAUACAAGUCAUUCCAGCUGCUCUGGCGAAGUUACCGCAACUGACAGAUCUGUCGUUGAUUGGAAACAGGCUCAAAACCACUGUUUCCCCUGCCAUCGCUAAUGGAUUCGCUGGUCUGCUACGACUGUAUCUCACUAAUAACUCCAUCUCAACACUUCAGGUCAAACAGUACCCGAUGCUGGUUGGACUUCAUCUAGAAAACAAUCAACUAGAGAGCAUUCCCGAUGACACGUUUGAGACGAAUGUUGACUUAAAAACACUGUAUUUGGCUAACAAUCGGAUCAUGGGAUCACUAGAUCGUUGCUUCCUCCCAGUCCGUCAUCUGGAGAGGCUUCAACUCGAUAGUAACCCGCUUGGCCAUAUUUCUGCCAGCAUGUUCAGUACCCUAACCCAGUUGGAGACACUCAUGCUGAAGAAUACUAGCCUAACGGAGCUGAGAGGUAGUCCAUUCGCUUCGUUGAACAAACUGAGUUUACUGGAUUUAUCCGAGAACCAAAUCGGCGCCAUUGGAUCAACAGAACUCAAGGGACUUGAUUCUCUCGAUGAGCUUUAUUUAAAUAACAACGAAUUUGCUUCUGCCAACUUGAGUGGCUUAUCUGUUCUGGAUGGCGUUAAGUUGUUAACCAUUUCGUAUGGCAAAUGGAAUCCAUCGGCAGAUUUGCUGGUCAAUAAGACCAAAUUGGAAGACCUGUACAUGCAAGGAGCCCAGUUCAGCGUACUCCCAAAUGACUUUUUCAUUUACACCACAAAACUAUCACUCCUGUCUAUCUCCGACAACAAGCAGUUCAACCGACUUCCUAGCACCUUCUUCCAGCAUAUACCGUACCUGAAGGAACUAACGUUGGUGAACAACAGUUUGUCGACGCUCGAGCAAGGAGUAUUCGAUUAUUUGGGUCUGCUGGAGGAGUUGUACAUAAGGGACAACCCACUACGAACACUCCGUUCGGAUCUGUUCGCCAAGACGUAUAGUAUGAAAACGUUGGAAAUAUCGGAAGCCAACCUUACCAGCCUACCGACAGGACUGUUUGAUUCCCUCAACCGUCUAAAGAAGCUCGAUCUGGACAGUAAUCAGCUAUCGAAUCAACUAACAAAUGUAACCUUCCAUGGACUGUACUCGCUAGAAAUUCUGUUGCUGCAGGACAACGGAAUAGAAAGGUUAUCGCCAGGUGUUUUCGAUGACCUAGUAUUGUUGCAAGAAGUCUACUUAGGACAUAACAAGCUGAGCUCCCUAGACUCUCGCCUGUUUGCCAACCUGCGCCACAUGAUGCUACUCGAUUUACCUAACAACAAGUUCUCUACCUUUGAUCUGACUACAUUAUCGUUUGCAAGUCCGCUUCCGGUGCUAAAUCUGGAUAACAACGGUUUAAAGACGAUCAAGAUCACACCAACGUUGAACAAAUUGUCAGUGGAUAACAACGAAUUGAGCUCGAUCGAGGUUGAUCAAACUGACGAAUCCAUUAGCAUGCUUAUCAUGCUUUCGGCCUCCCAUAAUCGUUUCACAACGGUCGAAGCCUUUACCAAAUUCCCCGCAAUGUCGGAGCUGGACGUGUCGUUUAACCGAUUUGAAACCCUUGAUUUGGCGUUACUGACGAGGAAAAUGUUUUCGCUGAUAGAGCUGAACGCAUCCGAUAGCUACGUGAAACAUCUUGGAGUAACAUACUUCCAGCCUCAAUUUUCGUUAAUUCACUUGGAUAUUUCCAACAAUAAUCUGACUCGCAUUAGAGAUUUAGGUGAGCUCAGGUACCCAUUCCUGGAGAAUAUCAUUUUGGGUGGUAACCAGUUCGAAAGGUUCUUACUAGAGGAGGUGACCGAACAGUUCCAGAUGCUGCGAAUGAUUGGGCUCGAGGGCAAUCAAGGCAGCUGGAGUUGCGAGCUCAUUCGCGGGCUGGAUCUGGACCGUUUCUAUCUUAAUCUGUGGCGCAAACCAGAGUUGAAAGAACAACAACAAACGUGCGCGAAGCAAGAAAAGGGCAUCUGCUGUCUUUAG